UAGUAAUUCAAGUUCAGGUAACCAGCAAAGUCGUGAUUCUGAUCAUGUAUUUACGCAGGGAGAUAACCACGAUCUUGGAUGUGUGAGGUGGAAAAGGUCAAUCUACACAUCUAAUGUGUGUGUACAGUCAGUGAAACUCCGGUACAGCAUUCAUUCCGUUGUUUAGUUCCAUCAGUACCGCGCUGAGUGACAUCCGAGUGCACCAAUCACCAUCGCCAGCCACAUACACGCAUGCCCCGUUCAGAGCCCGGUCUUUGUUUUUGUGCGAGCUCUGCAGAAAGAUUUCCGCGUCUUGUUCCGCGACUGAUUUUCAGUGUACGCUAGACCGUUUUUGAACUAUAAAAACAUGUCUCGCUGAUGUCAAGCUGUAGAAACGGUUGUCUACUGUCCUGUCAGUGCUAGCUUGCUCAACAAACCUCGCGGUCACAUCUCCCAUGGAUUGGAUCCUAGACAUGUACCGAGUUGCCCAUGGACACAGGCACCAUCGCUAACUCUUCUAGCCAUUUCCUGUUUAUAUAUUGUGGAGUUAAGAGGCUUGUUGGUUCUAGUUUGGCCAGUUCACCUAUUAUAUUUUCUUCUUACGUUUCCCUUCCCAUUAGAGCGAGAUGGCAAAGCGCUCAUAUUGAUAAUGCCCAGCGAUUCAAUGCCACUUGUGUUUACUGUGUUUUAACCAACGUCGGUUCUGUGAGAGCUGACAUCGCAUGCAACGUCAAAAGAAAAUCAGUCGAAUCGGGGACAUUUGAAUCAGAUUGUUUGCUAUAGCUGUAAACGGCCACCGUAAUAACAGUGAACAGAAGAUGCCGGGUGGAGUUCGUGGGAAACGAGAAUGAUCAUCAGGGGAAUCGAAAGGGAAACGGAUCACCCGUGGCUGCUGCCUCACCAUCACCCGGCUUCUUUUAGGUCGGCGAAAGACCCGAAGGAGGAGGUUCGAUUGUCCACCUGUCCCCCUAUCCAUCGCCAAUGGCGCUCGGCAUGUUGGGGGGCGUGUGUGAGCGUGUGCGUGUGUGUGAGGCGGAGGAGAGUGUGUGUGAUGUGGAGGAGAUGGACACGUCGGAGCCGGAGUGGGCGUGGUCAUACAUGGCGGAGUGCGGACACUGGCACCUCUUUGGGAGUGACCCGUUCAGUGGGACCUCGGUCAGCAGUCGGAUGAUUGAGGAGAACUACCAGAGGAAUCGUCAAGGUUACAUGGAGUUCCGCACCCCGAAGCAUGCCUACAGGAUAGACUUUGCAGGUAUGAGGCAGAUUAACCUGUCUACAGGCAAACAGCGGGAGGUGAAGAGAGCUGUGCAGACCGUGAGCAGCUACAGGUCCACCUGUGACAGUCCUGCAGUGUCUCUACCCGGCCACUGGGAGGCAGUCAACUCUGACGAGUCAUACCAGCUGGUUCCGUUGGCCCAGGAUUCUCAUGAGUUCCGUGAGGUCCACAGCCUCUACAGCAGAACCAUGAGCAACCCCAUACGGGCCAUCUUACGCAUCCAGAACCCAGACCUCUGGGAGUUCUUCUGCAGGAAGCGUGCUCAGUUGAGUCGGAUGAGGAAGGGGGCGGAUGUUUCGGAGCGGAUGCUGUUCCACGGCACGGACGCCCAUAACGUUCCCGCCAUCUGCACCUUCAACUUCGACUGGAGGAUAGCCGGCACACACGGCUGCGUCUACGGAAAAGGUUCCUAUUUUGCGCGUGAUGCUAAGUACUCGAGUCGCUACUGCCGUAUUCCCCAGUCCAGUUCUCCGUGCUACACGAAGGCCUUUGGCUCCCCCUGCGGGCCGGCCGCGGUAGAGCGGCCCUACUACUGCCUCUUCAUGGCACGCGUCCUCGUAGGAGACUACACACUGGGGUCCAAUACGCUGGUGAUGCCUCCAAGUAAAGACGGGACGUUUGCCAAUCGCUUCGAUAGCUGCGUGGACGACGUUCCAAACCCCAAGAUCUUUGUGGUGUUCGACAGCAACCACGUGUACCCUGAAUACCUCAUCCACUUCUACCACUGACAUCGUGUGUGUGUGUGUGUAUGUGUGUGUGUGUGCGUGCGUGUACGUGUGUUCGUGUGUAUGUGUGUGCAACCACAUGUACCCCAUUACCUCAUCCACUUCUACCAAUAACCGUGUGUGUGUGUUUGUGUGUGUGUGUGUGUGUGUGUGUGUGUGUGUGUGUCUGUUUGUGUGUUUGUGUGUGUGUGUGUGUGUGUGUGUGUGUGUGUGUGUGUGUGUGUGUGUGUGUGUGUGUGUGUGUGUGUAUUGGUGGGUGUAGCGGUUUCAAUAUACUUGAUUUAGUUGUAUGAGUAUGUGUGUGUGUGUGGUUGGGGUUGUGGUUGAGUGAAUGGAUUGGAUCAAGCUGUUUCAACAUGCUGCGCAAAAAAAGACUUCUGGACCAUACGUGCCUGUUUAUGACACUACAGUACACACGUGUACGCGCACACACACACACACACACACACACACACACACACACACACACACACACACACACACACACACACACAGGUUUACCCUGUGACAGAAGAUGAACUUGCUGUCGGACUCAUCAUGUUGUUUUUUUAUUAUUAUUAUUUUUAUUAUUUCUAACCAUGAGU
Engraulis encrasicolus (European anchovy) is the source of this 2564-nucleotide messenger RNA. Its product is annotated as protein mono-ADP-ribosyltransferase PARP11-like. Gene Ontology annotation, molecular function: NAD+ poly-ADP-ribosyltransferase activity; NAD+-protein mono-ADP-ribosyltransferase activity. The record is from RefSeq and is a predicted model, not a curated record. Gene Ontology annotation, cellular component: nucleus. Bases 961 to 1983 code for a protein of 340 amino acids. NCBI's taxonomy places the organism in Eukaryota, Metazoa, Chordata, Actinopteri, Clupeiformes, Engraulidae. The transcript is spliced from 10 exons.